Messenger RNA from Kogia breviceps (pygmy sperm whale), 442 nucleotides. RefSeq names its product apolipoprotein A2 (gene APOA2). The record is from RefSeq and is a predicted model, not a curated record. Gene Ontology annotation, biological process: high-density lipoprotein particle remodeling; cholesterol homeostasis; negative regulation of lipase activity. Lineage: Eukaryota; Metazoa; Chordata; Mammalia; Artiodactyla; Physeteridae. Gene Ontology annotation, molecular function: high-density lipoprotein particle binding; cholesterol binding; high-density lipoprotein particle receptor binding. Gene Ontology annotation, cellular component: extracellular region; chylomicron; blood microparticle.
CACUUUCCCUUCCAUUAACACCAUGAAGCUGCUUGCAAUGACUGUGCUGCUCCUUACCAUCUGUAGCCUUGAAGGGGCUUUGGUUCGGAGACAGGCAGAGGAGCUGAAUCUGCAGAGCCUGUUCUCUCAGUACUUCCAGACUGUGACCGACUAUGGCAAGGACCUGCUGGAGAAGGCCAAGGGCUCAGAGCUUCAAAUCCAGGCCAAGACCUACUUUGAGAAGGCACAGGAGCAGCUGACGCCCCUGGUCAAGAAGGCUGGAACUGAUCUGGCUAACUUCUUGAGCAGUUUUAUGGACCUCAAAACACAGCCUGUUGCCAAGUGCAUUGUCUAGACUGUUGUCUUCCAUCCCCAGCUGGCCCCUGGAACACCCACUGGCCAGGCCUAGAGCUCCUCUUCCUACCUACUCCUUGUUUUCUACGAUAAAUAUUGAAAGAAUCAA